Trichoderma breve is the source of this 1794-nucleotide messenger RNA. Its product is annotated as amidase domain-containing protein. The record is from RefSeq and is a predicted model, not a curated record. The transcript has 9 exons. Lineage: Eukaryota; Fungi; Ascomycota; Sordariomycetes; Hypocreales; Hypocreaceae. The coding region runs from base 1 to 1794 and encodes 597 amino acids.
AUGGCUGGAGGGAUUGUGUCGACAGUUGUCCGAGUCGGCGACAUAUCUUACUACAUGCACCCUUUAAAUCUUUCUGGCUCUCACAUACCGAUCUUUGGCCGCGAUACGAUUGGCGAAGCGUGUACCAUUCUUACGGUUGAUUGUCACUUUCCUAACGUGGCUGAGCUCCAAGCCAUUUUGGAUGAUUUCAGGACCAAAGAUGACGUCUGGUCGCGGGAUUUCAUUGGGACCAUAAUUGUCCAGACAACCGACAUUGACCUUAAACUCACGGCAAACGACAAGGAUAUUCUUCGUAGCCUCGGGGCUAACGAUACACGUCUAAUCUACAAUGACGCAGCGGACGUUCAGCUUCCUCAGGGUCCUUAUUUUUUGCAUCACGGUCAGCUUUACCAAGCCUAUCGGUUGUACCCGGAUACUGCAGAUGCCUUUAUAGUGGCCACAGUUCCAGAUAAUGGCGAUGGCUUUCGAUCUCUUGAUGCUUCUGCGUACGGAGAACAGUUUCCAUCGGCUCUCACUGUCGCCGUACCCUCUCGCCUAUACUAUACCAAAUCAUGCGAGAAGCCGUACGUGGGCUUGCGCAUAGCUAUAAAAGACAUUAUAGACUUGAAAGGGCUCAAGACUGGAGCUUCCUCGCGUGCCUACACCGAGCUCUAUCCACCCAAAACAGAAAGCGCGGAAACAGUCAAGCGGCUUAUCGACUUGGGCUUUGUGAUAGUUGGAAAGCUAAAGACUACACAAUUUGCCGACUCAGAAUGGCCAACAAGUGACUGGGUCGACUAUCAUGGGCCCUGGAAUCCACACGGAGAUGGCUAUCUCACGCCCAGUGGAAGUAGUGCUGGAAGUGCUUCUGCCGUAUCCACGUAUAAGUGGCUUGACAUGUCCUUGGGAACAGACACUUUGGGGAGUAUCAGAUCCCCUUCGGCGGCUCAGGGAAUUUUCGGAAUGAGGCCCACGCUUGGAGCCGCAAAUACCACUGGCUUAGUGCCGUACAGCUCCAAUUGGGAUACGAUUGGUGGAUUUGCCCGCACGGCAACGGAGUUCAAGACUCUCGCACAAGCACUCUACGGCUCUGCGGAGACACAUGACAAAGUUUACGAGAAGCCAACAAAGCUUAUCUACUUGACCGACUACUGGCCAGUCAACCAUGAAGAAAGCCAAAAGGUCAUGGAAAGUUUUAUCACUUGGAAAAGAACCCGUCCAGAAGGAACCGACGAAUCCAUCAGCGACUAUUUUCAUCACGCCUUCGACUGGUCUGCCAAUCGUGAUCAGUGGACAGGGCUUCUCAAACCGUUCAUCGAAGAAUACACGGAUAAGAUGGGUAAACCACCUAUUCUCAACCCACAGGUUCGAUUCAAAGUGGGAUAUACACCGACUGUAACAGAAGAGCAAAAGGAAGAGGGUGAGAGACUUCUCGAAGUAUACCACGACUGGUUCUAUGAGCAUGUCAUGCCGCCUGCCAAAGAUGGCUACUCUAGCAGCAUCAUCGUUCUCCCCUGGACAAAUGGCGUGCCAAAUUAUCGGGAUACGUAUAAGGACGGGCCGCAAGAAUUUACAGGCCAGGGGUUCUUUUUUUAUAACGUCGGCCCUUAUGCUCAAUGUCCGGAGCUCAUUGUUCCUAUUGGUUCCACGCCAUAUGACUCAAAUCUCACUCAACGGGAAGAACAACUUCCUGCCGCCGUUGGAUUCAUAGCUGCUAGAGGCAGCGACAUUAUGCUAGCUGAUUUCGUUAGUAAACUCUUCGAAGAUUCACAUGCUAUCAUUGAAUCAGAACAAGAACAAGCCCGUCUUGCUUAG